AUGAGCUGGGAUACUGGUGCAACUGCAGGCGGCAGCUCCUCAUGGGAUCCGGCUCCUGCUGGCGACAGCUGGAACGGCGAUGAUGCCGGUGCUGGUGCAGGUGCUGACGCUGGCGGAGGCGGAGGCGAUGCUAACGACGACGGUUGUCGCAUCUGCAAGCAGACUGGUCACUUCGCCCGCGACUGCCCUGAUAAGCCCGAGGGCGGUGGCGGUCUUACUGGCGAGUGCUUCAACUGCGGUCAAGUCGGUCACAAUAAGGCAGAUUGUACCAACGAGAGGGUAGAGCGUGCUUUCGAUGGUACCUGCAAACUCUGCGAUCAGCAAGGCCAUCGCGCUGUCGACUGCAAGUCUCGCCGCAUUGUCGACUGGUCCGGUGUGCCUGAGAUGGAUGCCUCGGCCGCCUGGAUUGCUCUGAUCGAUGCUGCCAAAGAGAAGGACCUCGACGCCUUCCGCAUCUGCUUGAGGGCUUACGCUCGCGCUACCAUGGAUGAGUUCAAUCUUGCCGCCGUCGAGCAGGCUCUCCGCGAGGAUGACCUCGCAAUCUUUCUUAUCGCCAAGCAGCAGGAGAUCGCCCCUAACAUGACUAUCGUCGACCUUAUCGGCAACCCAGACUGCAAGUUUGUUUUGUCUGUCCAGCUCUCUGCGAAGCCUCGUCGCGCCAAGAUGGCUCAAGGCUGGCCUGAGAGUCCUACCGAGAAUCUGGAGCGCCUCACCUCCUGCGGCUACGUUCAGGAUUGCGGUGUCCCGCUAUGCGGUAACUGCGGUGAGCUUGGUCACGUUCGCAAGUACUGCAAGCAAGAGCAGGCUGAGCGCGAGAACACCGUGCCCGAGGCUCAGUGCGUCUACUGCCAGGAAGUUGGCCACCGUGCUCGUGACUGCCCCAAGGAGCGUGUCAACCCUUACGCCUGCAAGAACUGUAAGCAGGAGGGUCAUAACUCCAAAGAGUGUCCUGAGCCUCGCUCUGCUGAGGGCGUCGAAUGCCGCAAGUGCAACGAGACUGGUCACUUUUCCAAGGAUUGUCCCAACGUUGCCGCUCGUGCUUGCCGCAACUGCGAUUCCACUGAACACAUGGCCAAGGACUGCGACCAGCCUAGGAACCCGGAAAAGACUCUUUGCCGCAACUGCGAAAAGACGGGUCACUUCUCCCGCGACUGUCCUGAACCCAAGGACUGGUCUAAGGUCAAGUGUAAUAACUGUAACGAGAUGGGCCACACCAUUAAGCGCUGCAAGCAGCCUAUUGCUGAGGAUGGAGGUGAUGCAGGUGGGGGCUGGGGUGCGGGUGCGGGUACGGGUGAUGGCGAUGCCGCCGCUGCCGCUGCCGCUGGAGGUGAGGCUUCAUGGGGAGGUGACACUGGCGGAGGUGGCUGGUAG
Molecule: messenger RNA, 1371 nt
Organism: Alternaria arborescens
Lineage: Eukaryota; Fungi; Ascomycota; Dothideomycetes; Pleosporales; Pleosporaceae
Exons: 5
Coding region: 1-1371 (456 amino acids)
Biological process (GO): positive regulation of cytoplasmic translation
Cellular component (GO): cytoplasm
Molecular function (GO): single-stranded RNA binding; mRNA binding; translation regulator activity
Source: RefSeq, a predicted model, not a curated record